AGCCAAAAUACACAGUACCGCAUAGCUGCACUAAACUCCCUGGGAAAGCUCUUGAUCCACGAACUACGGAUUGAAGAGCGGGGUUUUUAUUUUUACUAUUUUUAUAUACCGUUCUGACACACGGACUUAAGGCCUCUGUUUCCAGUGCUAGACAUGACGGAUAUAAAAAGGCUCCGGGACUGCAACUGGCGAGUGCUGUUCUGGUUUAUAUUUUUUACCGUUUGGAAGGCAAUUUCUGGGCACAUUCGCUAUUCCAUUCCGGAGGAAAUGCAGAAAGGCUCUUUCGUGGGAAAUAUAGUUCAGGAUCUGGGGCACGAUACAAAGGAGCUUUCAGACCGUGGAGUCCGCAUUGUUUCCAGAGGUAGGAGUCAGUAUUUUGCUUUGAAUGUUAAAAGCGGUUAUUUAUACCCCACGGAAAGGAUUGACAGAGAGCAAAUCUGUGGCCGGAUGGAGAAAUGUCUGUUAAAUUUUGAGGUUCUCGUUAAGGAUAAAGCAAAACUUUUCCCAGUUGAAGUUGAAAUCACAGAUAUUAAUGACAAUGCGCCCCGCUUCCAGGAAGAUGAAUUGGAAUUUAGAAUCAGUGAGUUAGCCGCUGUGGGAACCCGAUAUUCUCUUGAGGGCGCGCAGGAUCCAGAUGUGGGAACCAAUUCUGUGCAGGGCUAUUACCUCAGCAGUAACAAACACUUCUCUCUGGAUGUGCAGACUGGAGCUGACGGAGACAAACACGCCGAACUGGUGCUGGAAAAGUCUCUAGACCGGGAAGAACAAGCUGUUCACGAUCUAAUCCUCACAGCCACUGACGGGGGAGAUCCGGUCAGGUCCGGCACUGCGCAGAUCCGCGUUAUUGUCCUUGACGCAAAUGACAAUGCACCAGUUUUCAGUCAGCCUGUCUAUAAAGUGAGUGUUUUGGAAAAUGUGCCCGUCGGGUCUCUGCUGCUGACAGUAAAUGCCACAGAUCCCGACGAAGCGAUAAAUUCGGAGGUCACAUAUUCACUCCGGAAGAUGAAAGACAAAGCGUCUCAGAUAUUCCAAGUGGAUUCUACAACGGGAGAAAUAUCAACUGUGGGAAACCUGGACUAUGAGGAAGCCGUAUCAUAUGAAAUGGAGGUUCAAGCAAAGGACGUUGGAGACCUCUCGGCCAGGUCUAUAGUUCUGAUAGCUGUUAUUGAUGCCAAUGAUAAUGAGCCUCAAAUUACAGUCACCUCACUCACCAACUCUCUGAGCGAAGACAGCCCGCCGGGAACUGUGAUCGCCUUUAUAAAUUUACAUGAUCUGGAUUCUGAAAAGAAUGGUGAUGUCAUAUGUUUUAUUCCACCCAACCUGCCAUUUCAGUUACAGAAAUCAUUUGACAAUUAUUACAGCUUGGUGAGUGACAGAGCAUUGGACAGGGAGCGGGUCUCCGAUUACAAUUUAACUAUCACAGCCACAGACCGAGGGACUCCUCCUUUAUCCUCAACAACAACUAUUUUCGUGCAGCUUUCAGACAUAAACGACAACGCUCCUAUCUUCACCCAGACAUCCUACACUUUGUACGUCACAGAGAACAACCCCAGAGGAGCUUCCCUUUGUUCCCUGAAAGCGAAUGACCCCGACUGGGGGGAGAACGCCCGAGUCACUUACUCCAUUACUGGAACUGAGAUCCAGGAAGCUCCGCUCUCCUCCUCUAUCUCCAUUAACUCUGAGACUGGGGCUAUCUACGCUCUGCGCUCCUUCGAUUACGAACAGUUCCGGGAGAUUCGGUUCCAAGUGCAGGCUCAGGAUGGGGGUUCCCCACCUCUCAGCAGUAAUGUCUCCGUCACUCUCUUUCUACUGGAUCAGAAUGACAACAGCCCGCACAUCUUACACCCCUCCUUUCCCACCGAUGGCUCCACGGGAGCGGAGUUGGCCCCUCGCUCCUCCGAGCCGGGUUACCUGGUCACUAAGGUGGUGGCGGUGGAUGCAGACUCCGGGCAGAACGCCUGGCUCUCCUACCAGCUGCUGAAGGCUACAGAGCCGGGGCUCUUCUCAGUGGGACUCCACAGCGGCGAGAUCAGGACGACGCGCUACUUUCUCGACAAAGAUGCGCUCAAGCAAAGUCUGGUGGUUUUAGUGAAGGACAACGGGCAGCCCCCUCUCUCUGCCACGGCCACUGUCACGGUGGUGGUGGCUAACAGCAUCCCCGAAAUCCUCUCCGAUUUAAGCAGCCUCUCAGCUCCUGUAGACCCCCAGUCCAGCCUCACCUUGUAUUUGGUGAUCGCUGUGGCUUCCGUUUCCUGCUUGUUCUUUACCUUUCUCAUAGUGUUAGUGGCCCUGAGGCUCCGCCGGUGGAGAAACUCGCAGCUGUUUGACUCCUCGAGUGUGACUUUCAGUGGAGUUCCCGUCUCGCAGUUUGUGGGGCUCGAUGGAGUCAGAGCUUUUCUUCACUCCUACUCACAUGAGGUUUCUCUUACCACGGACUCCAGAAAGAGCCAGUUCAACGUUACCAAAUCAAACUAUGCAAAUAUUCUGACUAGUCAGCAGACCUGUGAGAUAAAGGAUCCUGUGUUAAUAUCGGCAGAUAUAAAGAAUGGUGAUUGCGAGCAGAAAUUUGUUCAAGUGAGUUAG
This is a messenger RNA of Gopherus evgoodei (Goodes thornscrub tortoise), 2583 nucleotides long. RefSeq names its product protocadherin gamma-A12-like. The transcript has a single exon. The record is from RefSeq and is a predicted model, not a curated record. Gene Ontology annotation, biological process: homophilic cell-cell adhesion. Bases 154 to 2583 code for a protein of 809 amino acids. Lineage: Eukaryota; Metazoa; Chordata; Testudines; Testudinidae. Gene Ontology annotation, cellular component: plasma membrane. Gene Ontology annotation, molecular function: calcium ion binding.